Symbiodinium sp. CCMP2456 is the source of this 1161-nucleotide messenger RNA. The record is from the annotation of a GenBank genome assembly. Lineage: Eukaryota; Dinophyceae; Suessiales; Symbiodiniaceae.
AUGUGGCAUUUUUUACGCUUUCACAAAGAACUGAAGCUUUGCACUACAUGCCGGCAAGUCGUCACGGGAGCAUUGAGACAAACAUGUGAUGCUGUAGAAGCCCGUUGCACGAUCAUGGACAUCAGCAAGGUCGUUGAUGUGCUCCGGCGCAGCGAAUUCUCAUCUUCAAAGGUGGCACUUCUAAUCGGCUUUCUCGCCUUGGUUCGAAGUGCCCCUGUUUUCUGGUCGACUGUGCUUUCUUUGUCAUUCCUGCUUUGGUACAGCUAUGACUUGACUCGUGCCUGUGACGAACAGAAAGCAGCACUUUGGGCAAAAUGUGUUCUUCCCGUGCGUGUUGCCGGCUUUGCUGAGCAAUUUGGCAAAGGCUUCACCACCUGGGGUCCGAUGGCACGUUGGGCUCCGGAGAGUGACAGUGUCGCCAGCGUGCUAUCCCCUGAUUUCUCUCAUGCUUCUGCAGUGAAGCGUUUCGAUGCAGUGAGACGGCAUGUGCAAUGCGUCUUCGCAGCUAAAGCGAAGUUGUGGGGCAACGACUGGUGUCCGCAGGCUUGUGGUGCAGAGUCAGAGGAGGCAGUUUUGGUGGCGAAUGUCGCACUCUGUCUUCCGCGGCUGCUGCGCUUCUGCUUGAUGGUCAAGCAAGGGGCAGCUCUGGAUGGCUUUGUCUUUGAGGUUCGUGGAAGGAAUUACUGCGAUGAGCUUGGGAGAUUCGCAAUGACUGUUCGGAAAGUUCUGGCGGGUUUUAGUGCUGGCGACCCGUCCGGCACGGACUGCUUCAAGGGGCGAGUGGAAGGCCGUGGCUGGUAUUUUCAAUUUGCUCGAGAACCAAUCUUCGUUACCACUUUUGCGCCUUGUUAUGGCAGUGGGCAUCCGAGAUACCAGUUCAAUCAACACACAGACUCCUGCUUCAUUCUGAUGCAGCCAGAGGAAUCAUUCCUCCGGCAUGAUCUCCCCCCGGACAAGCCUCGAAGUGCGACGAACUGGGAAGCACCAGCUGACGUGCGUGAUCGCAUUCGGGCCAACUUUCGCCGACACGGACGAGAGUACCGGAUUCCUGAGACGACUUCAUAUCCCCCUGCAGACUUCAUCGUUGCACCCAUGGAUGCGCUUCAUGACGCUCCCGUGCGGUUCUGGGAACAAGGUGGGACGAGCUCAGAUGGUCUUUGA